AUGCAUCCGUCCAAGGACAUGCAGGACUACUCGAGCUUCUCUACCCCGGCGCGGCGCAAGUGCCUAUUCCCGGGCGAGCGCCGCCUUCAGUUCUUCCAGUACUACACGCAGUCCAACUGCGAGCUGGAAUGCCUCGCCAACACAACUUUCCGGGAGUGCAAAUGCGUCGACUUCUACAUGCCUCAAAAUCGGAGCAUGCCUGUUUGCAAACAAGAUCAAGAGUCAUGUGUAAAAAAAGUGAUAGAACGUAUUAACUGGGGAAGGUCUUCAGAGGAAUGUGGACCAACAGACCCCCCUUGCGGAUGCAUCCAAACCUGCACCUACUUACACUACAAGGUUGAAACGUCAAGUGGCAAUCUGCAUCAGAAAAAUGAGAAUAUAUCACACGAGAGGUCAAAUAUAGAAAAGGAGAGUCCAAUUAGUAGAUCAGUUAUAUCAAUUUACUUUGAAGAUUCUCAUUAUCUCCCCUUGGAACGCAAGCCACUACGUGAUACACUUGAUAUCUUGGCGAACGUGGGCGGCUUCAUGGGUCUCUGUUUGGGGAUGAGUCUUCUCAGCGUGAUCGAGUUGUUCUAUUGGAUCCUCAUUCGACCUUGCUGCCAACGUAUCAAACAGAGCAACCCACAACUUCGCAGCAUCAAGAAAGCCAUAGCAAAGAAAGUUGAAGCAUCUGUUCAAUAUUCUAGACAAUUCGAAAAUGAAGAAAAUCGUGUCUGAAAAAAACAUGAACACAUUCCUUCAAGAUGAAUCAGAAC
Gryllus bimaculatus (two-spotted cricket) is the source of this 755-nucleotide messenger RNA. NCBI's taxonomy places the organism in Eukaryota, Metazoa, Arthropoda, Insecta, Orthoptera, Gryllidae. The record is from the annotation of a GenBank genome assembly.